CCCUACUUACAACCCCAACCCUAACCCCAACCCUACCUACAGCCCCCACCCUAACAAUAGUCCCUACUCUUACCGUCACCUCAGCCCUCAAUCCAGCCCCAGCCCCAAUCCUAAUCAGCCCAGCCCAAGCCCCUCCUAUAGCCCCUACCCUAACCCUAACCCUAACCCUAGACCCAGCCCUCUCUACUUCUCUCCCCCUCUCCUCCCGCGUGGGGGGUGGGGGUCAGAGAUGGGGGUAAGUCCAGCCGUCCAGCAGGUGACCCCAGAGAGGAGAGGACCACAAAUGAACCAUUUGAAUCAAUUGAAUCACUUGAACCAUUUGAAUCAAUUGAAUCACUUGAACCAUUUGAAUCAAUGGAACCAUCUGAAGCCUCUCUACUCACCCCCGGCACAGCAGACCCAGAUGACAUUGACGGAACAUUCUGGAAACUAUGAGACACCAAACUGCAGCAGGCUGCUGUGUUCUGUCUGUCAGAGGGUCUUUAAGAGCCUUCCUGCUCUGAACGGACACAUGCGCUCUCACGGAGGACUCCGAGGACAGACCGGCAGGACUCAAACACACAGGACGCAGAAAGAAGGGGUGAUUCCAGUGUCUCCUGUCCCCAUGUUGAUGCCCGUCUCUGUGCCCGUCAGACUCCCUGCCUCCCCCCAUCCAUGCCUGGAAGAGGAGCGCCAAGAAGGGGAGGAUGAGGGAAGGAGAGAACGGAAUGAGAGUAGAAAGGACAAGAGGAGGUAUCACCAUCGCCCCUCUCCUCUUGUCCUGCCCUGCCACUCCACUAGGGGUGCUGUGGUGUUCCAGAGUAUUCUGCGUUCAACUGUUGUUACCGAGGCCUACUACACCGCUCCUCCCAUGCUGAGGCCAGACAGGGAGGGAACUGGGCUAUACAGCUCUCUAACCACGAGUGAUGGUGACUUGGUAAAGCCCGGGGAGCAGCCAAUAAAGAUCAAACCGAGGAUCAACGUGGGGAUUGGAUUUCAGGCUGAAGUCCCACCUCUUCAGGACCAAAGACACUCCCACUCAGACCCCCACAAUGCACUGGUGCUGUGGACGCCCUGGGAUGCCCUGGAGAACUCAUCCACCCAGCACAGAGUGGAGUGUCUGUUGAUGAUGUCAUGUUCCAGUGUGUGUCCGGGGGGCGGGACUAACUCCGAGUAUGCCCUGCACAGCCUAUCCGAGAGCAGAGGGGACUUCCUGGGGACUCUGGAGAAGAUGCUCCUGCAGCACUGGCCUAGGAGACACAACUCUCUCACCCCAUACCACUACGCAGGGAGUGAUAAGUGGAGUCCAGUGGAGAAAAAGUUGGUGAAUAAAGCCUUUAUGAUGUACCAGAAGGACUUCCACCGCAUCCAGAAAAUGGUGGGGACUAAGUCAGUGUCUCAGUGUGUGGAGUAUUACUACACCUGGAAGAGGAGGCUGCGUCUAAAUGUAAGGUCCCCGGUCAGGCUGGCCAGCACACUGCCUCAGCCCACCAUGAAUGGCAAGAUGGGGCUCCACACCAUUUCUACAAAGAAUGCCUGUCAACCGAUCCACUGUGGUUCUUCCUGUCCCCUGCUCCAGGGUGUUCUCUAAAGUGAAGAGUCGUAACGCUCACAUGAAGACACACCGCCAGGAGGACCGCAGGAGUUGCAUUGCCCUAAACCCUAAACCCUACACCAGCACUGACCCUAAACCUUAAACCCUACACCAGCACUGAACCUAAACCAUCAGGACUAGCCCUAUACUGCCCUCUACAGUCCAACUCAUCACCUAGAUCACCAUACAGGGCCAGAUACCUUUUGAACGACUGGGGCCAAGCUAUGGUACAGGGCCUGGUUUCCCAAAAGCAUCUUAAGGCUAAGUUAAUUUUUUAGAACCUUCGUAGGAGCAUCUUUAAA
Molecule: messenger RNA, 1875 nt
Organism: Coregonus clupeaformis (lake whitefish)
Lineage: Eukaryota; Metazoa; Chordata; Actinopteri; Salmoniformes; Salmonidae
Product: transcriptional-regulating factor 1-like
Exons: 11
Coding region: 230-1570 (446 amino acids)
Biological process (GO): negative regulation of DNA-templated transcription; regulation of transcription by RNA polymerase II
Cellular component (GO): histone deacetylase complex; transcription regulator complex
Molecular function (GO): transcription corepressor activity
Source: RefSeq, a predicted model, not a curated record